GGCUCCGCCUCCUGUUGGCCUAGAGUCUUGUAGAUUGGCCGGCGCGAAGCGCGCACGGUCUCUUACGGGAAGGUACGGCUGCGCAAGCGCUCCGGGCUUCCGUCCUCGCACGAGGUGUAUCCCGGGGCUAGCACCGCUGGCGGCUUGCUGCAGACAUGCUGCGUCGAGAGGCCCGCCUGCGGCGCGAGUACUUGUACCGCAAGGCCCAGGAGCAGAAGCAGCACCUUCUGGAGGACAAGAAGCAGAGGCUCAAGAGGGCCCUCGAAGAGAACCAGCCCAUACCGACGGAGCUCCGAAGGGAAGCUCUGACCCUUCAACGGGCUUUGGAGUUCGAUGACGCUGGAGGCGAAGGUGUCUUGAGCCACCAGGAUGAUGAAUACCGAUGGGCAGGUGUAGAAGAUCCCAGAAUCAUGAUUACCACAUCUCGAGACCCUAGCUCUCGCCUCAAGAUGUUUGCCAAGGAACUGAAGUUGAUAUUCCCUGGAGCUCAGAAGAUGAACCGGGGGCGACAUGAGAUGGGUGCUCUGGUCCAGGCUUGUAAAGCCAAUGGGGUCACAGAUCUGCUGAUGGUGCACGAGCACCGAGGAACUCCAGUUGGCCUCAUCGUGAGCCACCUACCCUUUGGGCCUACUGCAUAUUUCACACUGUGUAACGUGGUGAUGAGGCAUGAUGUUCCUGAUCUGGGCACGGCCUCAGAGGCCUUUCCCCACCUCAUCUUUCAUGGUUUCUCCUCCCGCCUUGGACAGAGAGUCUCAAAUAUCCUCCGAUACCUCUUUCCUGUACCCAAGGACGAUAGUCACCGAGUCAUCACCUUUGCCAACAAGGAUGACUAUAUUUCUUUUAGGCAUCAUGUGUACCGGAAGUCAGAUCAUAGGACAGUGGAGCUGACAGAAGUGGGGCCGAGAUUUGAGAUGAAAUUGUACAUGAUCCGCCUGGGCACAUUGGAGCAUGAAGCCACAGCAGAUGUAGAAUGGCGUUGGCACCCGUAUACCCAUACAGCCCGCAAGAGGACCUUUCUUAGUGUCUAGCAAGCCUCUCAGGAAAGGAAUUUAUGAAGCUGGCACCUGAGUACGCGCUGGACCAUAGGCCAACACAAGACCAGCCAUGGCUGAGGAGAGGCCAACUCUGUUAUACCAUUAAAAUUAACCCGUCUCUUUCCCUUCUCUGUAUUUCUGCCUCUCAACUGAUUGCUCAGGGAACUCUGGGGAUGAACAUUACAGUUGGCAGGUGUCAGAGGCUCUUGGAUUUAUUACAAUGGACACUGGCACAAUCUGUCUGAGAUAGAGGCAAGGGAACCAUUCUCUGAAUGGAAAACAGAAGCUAGAGGAAAUAGGCACUUUUAGUCAGGAAAAGAAGCUCAAACAACCAUUCUAUUGACCAUACCACAGUUCAAAAACCUGUUCAGAAGCUCAGGAAUGGAUGGAAACUAGGGAGUUGGCCUCUACAGGAACACAGGUUGUGGUGCCACUCUUUGGUUUGAGGACAUGAAUCAAGAAGUGUCUUCUGGGUCAGGAAUAGAUGGGAGGGGAGGGGGGCUGUCAGUGCUCUAAGUUCAGAAGAUUUGCCAGGUUUUCUGGGGCAGUGACAAAGGCCUCAAGACAAUUUAGGAGAGUGAUGAUGGAAUCUGCUAUAAGGGGAGAGAGAGCAAGUGAGGUAUGGUUUGGUUUGGCCUUGUAGGACAACCUAUAUACAUAGGUAAAUCCCCUAAAUCCCCACUGAACCCCUUGGCACCUUGACUCUAACAGAGGGUCGUUCUAUUUCCCAAGGCAGCUUACUCUACUUAGAGACAUCUUGCCCUUUAGGCUUUCCUACCAUUAAAUCUAAAAUUUAAAAUAAAUAAAUAAAAGUUUUCGCUCUUUGAUGCUCCCAAA
Molecule: messenger RNA, 1871 nt
Organism: Monodelphis domestica (gray short-tailed opossum)
Lineage: Eukaryota; Metazoa; Chordata; Mammalia; Didelphimorphia; Didelphidae
Gene: IMP4
Product: IMP U3 small nucleolar ribonucleoprotein 4
Biological process (GO): rRNA processing
Cellular component (GO): small-subunit processome; nucleolus; Mpp10 complex
Molecular function (GO): rRNA primary transcript binding; snoRNA binding
Source: RefSeq, a predicted model, not a curated record